AUGGCCGUCCUGCAGAAGAAGUCUAUGAGCUUUUCCUUUAUGGGGCUUUUGGCUGCCAGCUGCCUGCUUCUCAUUGCCCUGUGGGCCCAGGAGGCAGUGGGACUGCCCAUCUCUUCCCACUGCAAGCUUGAUGUGUCCGAUUUCCAGCGGCCAUACUUCACCAACCGCACCUUCAGGCUGGCUGAGGAGGCCAGCCUUGCAGAUAACAACACAGAUGUCCGACUCAUUGGAGAUGAACUGUUCCAAGGAGUCAAUAGGAAUAAUCGAUGCUACCUGAUGAAGCAGGUACUCAACUUCACCCUUGCAGAAGUGCUGAUUCCCCAGUCAGACAGAUUCCAGCCCUACAUGCAGCAGGUGGUACCCUUCCUGACCAAGCUAAGCAACCAGCUCAGCCUCUGUCAAAUCAGUGGUAAUGGCCAGCGCAUCCAGAAGAAUGUACAAACCCUGAAGGAGACAGUAAAACAGCUUGGAGAGAGCGGAGAGAUCAAAGCAAUCGGGGAGCUGAACCUGCUGUUUAUGCACUUGAGGAAUUAUUGUGUCUGA
Molecule: messenger RNA, 543 nt
Organism: Cricetulus griseus (Chinese hamster)
Lineage: Eukaryota; Metazoa; Chordata; Mammalia; Rodentia; Cricetidae
Source: RefSeq, a predicted model, not a curated record